Phodopus roborovskii (desert hamster) is the source of this 456-nucleotide messenger RNA. RefSeq names its product exocrine gland-secreted peptide 1. The record is from RefSeq and is a predicted model, not a curated record. Lineage: Eukaryota; Metazoa; Chordata; Mammalia; Rodentia; Cricetidae. Bases 13 to 456 code for a protein of 147 amino acids. The transcript has 2 exons. Gene Ontology annotation, molecular function: pheromone activity.
UUACUUUCAGCCAUGGCUUCUUUCCCGGUGAUGUUUCUCAUUACUCUGCCGUUGCCCUCUAUGCUCACUGAAGGAAAGGUUCUGACUCUGACUCAGAAAGAUCCCAUUAUAUCUGCUGAUCACAACACAAACAUCAAGACUGGCUUGGACAAGAGUGGAUGCGAAGGUGAAGGAAGUAUCGUUCAUGCCUUGGAGAGGAUAUUCCUUUCUUCCCAUCAAGACCAAAUAUUGUUUGAAGACCAGGCCAAUGCUGAUCACUACAUGUUAGACCUGGCUACAGUCUUGACUACCCUGAGAAAAUGUUGUACUCAGAACCAUCAAGCGGAGCCAGUAAACUUCAGUAGCAUGGCCAGUGGGUUUCAAGUGACCAGAGCUAGUCACCAACAAGACUAUUUCCCAUUCUAUUCUUUGAAGGAAUUCUUGAACUUAGUGAUGUGUGAGUUGCUUUCCCAUUAA